Molecule: messenger RNA, 1035 nt
Organism: Colletes gigas
Lineage: Eukaryota; Metazoa; Arthropoda; Insecta; Hymenoptera; Colletidae
Exons: 1
Coding region: 122-1024 (300 amino acids)
Source: RefSeq, a predicted model, not a curated record
UUGAUCAACCAAUUUGUAUUAGACUUCAUGCACUUGCUGUAUUUGGGAAUUAUGAAAAAAACUAUUACACUAUUGGAUAGAUGGAAAUGUGAAAAAGGUGAAGCUAACUGGUCCUGCUAAGAUGCAAUUAUCAAAUUUACUACAAAAAAUAAAAGUACCUGCUGAAUUUCAACGAACGACUAGAUCACUAACAGAGUUUCAUAAAUUCAAAGCCACUGAAUACCGAUUUUUGUUGUUAUAUGCAGGACCUGUUGUCUUUAAAAAAAAUUUACGAACUGACGUCUAUAGACAUUUAUUACUCUUUCAUACUGGUAGCAGAAUAUUAUCGUCUAAAGAAUUAGCCGUGGAUAAAUGCGAAUCAGCUAGAUUGUAUUUGAAGAAAUUUGUGACGAAAGCGCCAUUUAUAUAUAACAAAGAAUUUGUGGUUGGAAUUGUCCAUAAUCUAAUCCAUCUUGCAGAUGAUGUUGAAAAUAUGAACUGUUCUCUGUCUAAUAUUUCUAGUUUUCCAUUUGAAAACACUCUAGGAAGAAUGAAACGACUUAUUCACAAUGGAAAUAAGCCUCUCUCCCAAUUAUGCCGUCGAUGGAAUGAAAUCUCUCAUAGUUGGAAUGAAAAAGCGGAUAUUCCACCUACAAUCCAAAUUACUAGACAAUUAAUAUCAAAAGAAUUAGAGAGGAAAAUACCAAUUAAAAGAGUUCAGUAUAAAGAGGCGCUUUUAUCCACUACAUUUCCGAACAAUACAGUUUUAUUGAAUAGUAAUGAAAUCGUACAAGUGUGUAGUAUGUGGAUAUCCCCAAACGAUGACGUAAAUUAUAUCGAAAUUACAGGAAAGAUAUUAAGGAAAAGAAAGGCACUUUAUUCGUAUCCUUGUAAUUCUCACCAUCUCCAAAUGUGGAAUGUCAGCGGUAGAAUUACGGAUAAUAUAAUAUUUAAAAUUACCGAUAUUAAAAAAAAAAUGGUCCUAUUUGAUUUCAGCGAUAGUGUUGGAGAAAAAAUUUUAGUAAUGCCUCUACUUCAUAUGUGAAGUACGUGCUA